UCAUUUCAGAGCGUUAUUGUAUUGGUCGACGCUGGCAUCCGGAGUCUGCGUUGCUUGCGGUUAACUUUCUUCUUCGCUGGCGUUGCUCUCCGGACGUGCGUUUCAGACAUCUGCGGCUCAUUUCAAGGCGAAACAUUGUCUUGAUAUUUCUCAAAACCCUGACGUAUUUCGCAACUUUGGAAUCAGGAUGCAGUUUCUUACCUGUGGUAAUUUUUCAAGUCUGUCAGCAACUUCGAUAAUGUUUCACUCAAUGCUGGUGCAGCCACCACGCGAGGGCUAUGGAGAAACGGAAGUUGACCGAUCCCCUUUUGAAAAUGACGCCCGUAGUUGUUCUACAGCGACUGCCUACUGGCUUGGAUGUGAGGUCCAGUUGGCGAAAAUUACCCGCCAGUGAACAGCUGAUAGCCCAAAGCAGUUGCACGUCGAUUCCUAUGUCACUCCCAUUCUAUAGGCGGAGGCAACAAGCAACAGCUAGUCUACCCGAAGAACAAAGUGUCGUUACUCAAACGAAAAAAGUGCAGAAAGCUACACGUCGAACAAAGAGUUCAUCAUGCUCAAUUCCAGCAAAGAAGCCUGCAAAGGAGCAUGUGGUGAAAGAGCACCCUGUUGCUACGCAAGGCAGUGAAAAUGGCAUAGCCGCAGCUGAGAAAACAACAAACUCAAACGUUCAAGAAGAAUCAAAUGUGUGUGAUAUAGUACUGCAAGACAGAUCUAGCUUGAGGAACAUUGACAACGAAGAGACUACUUCCACAAAAGAUUCUGUGCCAUCACCCGUGGACACAUUAGUGUUAACGGAACAUAGUGGACGUACGUCUGCAAGUGGUUCCGACACGGAGAUUGAUGAAAGUGCCGCGUAUGACACAUCGUUAUCGCAUGAUUCUAACGACACAAUUGCAGUGACGGUGCCUGCAGACCUGCUUACGGAUUUGGAGACUGAUACGGAUGUAGAAUCCAGAAAUACGGCUCCUGACGCGGACAGCAGUCUGUGUCAUUCUCAAGAAAGCUCCCAAAGCGAAGUAUUGUCUGACAGUGAAAAGCACGGGAUUGUAGAGGAGCAGACGUUGCAUUCUAGUGAUAUUGGCAAGAAGAGCUGUGCAACGAAUGCGGACCCUGUGUGUUCUGACGAAGAAACGGAGAGUGACACCAGAAUGAAAGACUCAAUAACAUGUCGUAAUCUCCGUGUGGAUUUCUCGUCUCCCGAGCCAGCGCCCACGGCCCUCCUGACGGCUCGCAGAAAGCAGAUAUCUGCUGAAGAUGAAAUUGAUGCGUUCACUGCGAACAUAAUUGAAACUAUGCUGGAUGUUCACCCGAGCUCUCUUCCAACCUUUGUAGAGGAGUACUUCCACCAUUUCAAAGUUUGCCUCGAAGUUUUGAGAUCGAUGCAAGAAGCCGACAAGAAUCUGUACGCCAGGGUGCUGUGCAGGAAAAGGGAUCCGUUGAGGAGGAUUUUCCAGCUUUUUAAAGAGAUGCGACACCUCGUGGAUUACACCCCGCUGGAGAGUGUUUUGGCGCUUGAACGGCAGUUUUCGAACUUCUUGACCGCAGCGGAAGUUUCUGAAGCGUGCGGAGCGGAAUGGCGGGCCUACCUGAACAGUUCUUCGGAACAUUUCAGUCGGAAGCUCAACGAAGUGGAAGCUCAACGAAAUGCGGUGGCGGACUGCCCCCAAGCGCAAAGUCGCGAAUGUCGAGGAGCAAUCCCAUCUUCUGCAGCCGGAAGCAUGAGCAGUGUCACACCUCUCACAAGUGCAAGACAGAUUCCACAAAGUACAGCACAGCCACGAUGUGAUUCCUCAACUUUACAUAGAGCAGGUACUUGCGCUACCCAGUCUCCAUUUCCUCCACGCUUUUCCCCUUGCUCUGAACCGUCGAGGCAGAAUAUAGCCCAGUCCGGUAGUCCAGUUGCGAGAUACACGGCUACACAUGGUACACAUGAUGUGCAAAGCAUGACGUCAACAGUCGCGUGCUCUGUGUACCAGAGGCAGCAGCCUCAAGCAGCAAGCGUGGAGCAGAGCGCAAGUCCUGCCAUGCUGCAUGCAAGUACAAAUUCAUCUGCACAAGGUAGCUCGCAUCAACCCCAAACCACUAGCUUAUUGACUGGCAGCAGUCAGCGUCCGUUUACCCUAGUAGUUAGAGGCGUAAAUUCUUUAUCCCAGGCUACAGAAGCAGCACGAAAAAUCGUGCUGAACCAGAUGAACUGUACCACCACUACUCAGACACGUUUGCCGCAAUGUUCAAGUCCUGCCACGAGAACUCAGAGUAGUGCUGCAUCGAGCACUAGCCACAAUGUGCUUUGUCAGGCAAAGUGUGCCACUGAUUUCGGUGGUAACCCGAACAGAACGUUUACCUCUGUACCUGUAGCACCAUUACAGCAAGGUGUUCCCUUACGAACACAGCCAGCGCAGGUGCAGAUGCAUGCCUUCAGUGUUCAGCCGCGGGCUCCCGUUGCCGUAAACGGCGCAUCUCCCAUAGUGCCUCCGGUGAGAUGGACUCCGCAGGGGUUGUUGUUCGUGCCAUCGCAGCGGCAAACAACGAACUGUUCGACUGGGUUCAUGUCUUCCGCUGGUCCUCUGCUUCCCUCCAGUCUGGGACAGAGUUGUGUCAGAAACAGCUGGCCGAGGCCAAAUGUUUCAAACUUCGCUCUCGUAUUGCCGCCUUUGGGAACUGUGAAUCAACAGUUGAGGAGCUCAGUGAUCAACAUAGAAGCCCCGGUUACUGUGAUGCCUGCAGGCCAGGCGGUGAUGCAUUCUGGGGGAGGUGCCAUUGGAGCGCAGGACAGAAAUGUGCCCAUUGGGGGAUUUAAUGGUGGUCCUCUAGCACCUCCCAUCAGCCAGCCACGACCGUGCAUAACGGGAGUUGUCAUACCAGUGGUCAGAUCUAGACCAGAGGGAAACGUGGCACAGAACGUCAUCUGCACUGUACAGGAUGCAAGCAGUAAUGGAGCCAGUCUUGUGCCACAAGGAAAUGCUCAAAAUUCGAAGCCACACAGCGUUGAAACAUAUUCCCCACUAACACCCCACCUUGCAAUGGGGCCUUCAAGAUAGUUCAACAGAAGUAUAGGGAUCGUGAAGCUACGAUGAUAAUGCGAUAAUUUUACAUUUGGUCUGUAAGGACAGAGUCAGAUGUCAAUGAGGAAAUUCCUCGGUACUGCACUCAGUAGCUUUGCCAGUGCUCUACACACGGGCAGCGUUGGGGACUGUUGCACGUUCCCGGGGUAUUACCGAAGCUACUAAGGACACCACUGGGGUAUGUCCUCAAUGUUUGUGCAAGCUGUCCAAGGUCUGCCUCUGGAAGGGAUAAUACUGUGUAGACCAUUUAUGGUAAUCCUGUGCAUGACAAAACACAAAGUGCAGUCAAUUUGUUCUUAGAAGACAACACCCGUAUCGAUUUCAGUGUGUUUUCGUACAGCAUAUGGUAAACUUGUGUUCAGGGGGGCUCAUCCUCCACCAUAUAAUGUUGCGAAACUCCCUGAUGUCAGUCACGUGAGAGGCUCGUAACCAUCAAAGAACUCACAGGGCAGGCACUCCAGAUUAUCCCAAUUUCCAUGUGUUCAACUGAUUUUUGUCUUUGUGGUAGAGAGGGUUUAUUCCUGGAAGGAAUCUGUGUCUGACCAGCUUUCAUAAAGCUUACCGAAACUGAGAGUGCCGGAAAAUAUUGGGUUUUUGCUAGAGAUGGGCCAACAGAAACCGUAAAUCCUCGAAUCCUAGGCCCAAAACAGCGAAUCAAACCUUUCGAAGCCACCAACCACAUUUGUUCGUUUCUUUUUAAAAUUUGUGGCCCCGGAAUCCACUGAAAACCUGAGUGGCUGGCGCGCCGCUAGGCCUGCCAAAGCCACAGCAUAAAGCUCCGACUUUACAAGUUUAAAAAUAACACUGUUUUGCCUUUGAUUGUUUCUUAGUUUUAUGGAGAGAAUUGAGGCUCGAGAAGUUACGUAGUCGAUGGACAACAUGUUAAAUAAAUUACACUGAGAAAGGA
Molecule: messenger RNA, 3972 nt
Organism: Ornithodoros turicata
Lineage: Eukaryota; Metazoa; Arthropoda; Arachnida; Ixodida; Argasidae
Exons: 4
Coding region: 279-3041 (920 amino acids)
Source: RefSeq, a predicted model, not a curated record